CAUUGUUAUUGACGUUCUUAUUCACCAAUAGGAGGCUUUGUCUGGAAACAUUCAUUCCCACCCUUCGAGUGAAUGCCAGAGAAUUUCUUGAUGGCGAAAAGGUUUGCAUAAAAUCAGCUGAUGUGGCAGAAUAUGAUGAUGGAAGCUGAGUAAACUGACCUGCAACCUGUUAAAAGAAAUAGAGGAACAACAGAACAUUGUCAGAAUGGACGAGUCCUUCGAUCCACUCAAGUGCACCGAGGAACUGCCUUCCUCACCUGGGUGCCACAUGGAUUAUGAUGACAUGCCAGAGUUGCAGGAGGUGGAGGAGGACCAGAGGUCUCCAGGGUUAUUUCAGGUUGGAGCAGGGGUGUCUCACCAGGAGCUCAGCUGCUCCCCCAACACCAACUGGCUCACUGAGCUCGCCAACAUUGCCACCAGUCCUCAGAGCCCACUGUUGAAGAGCGUCCUACAUAAGAGAUCAUCUCCAGUCCACAUCUUUGGCAACAGUAAUAGUUUACAUUCCUACGCCCGUCCCCCGUUAGCCAGCAGUGCACCCAACCCGUCCAGAGGCCACCUCAGGGAGCGCAGGCGUGUCAGGGCUAGCAGUGAAUCUGAGUCUGGAGUUUUCUCAAUGUCCUCAUCCUUUUCGGAUGAUGAAGACAUGGCCUGGUCUCACAACUGGCCCUCCACAGCCUGGCAUUGCUUCCUUAAAGGAACUCGCCUGCGCUUCCAUCGAGGUCCUAAUGUGGAGUGGCAGGAAGCUGAUGAACUCAGGGAUUCUGAUGAUGACUCAGAUGAUGAAACCAUGAUGCCAUCGUCCUCCUCUUUUAAGGUAAGAUAUGGUUUAGAGGGGCUGAAGUUGUUGAGCCAUGAAGAGACAGUAUCUUUUGGCCAAGCAGUUCUCAAACUGACCUUUGACCCUGGUUCACCCGAUGACGGCCUUUUAACAGCUGAAUGCCGAUUGGAUCACCCUUUUUUUGUCAAGAAUAAAGGGUGGUCUUCCUUUUAUCCAAGCCUUACUGUGGUGCAUCAUGGGAUCCCUUGCUAUGAGAUGCAGUUGGGCAAUGUGUGCCUGCCACCAAACCACCCGGAAGCCAUUAACUGUGAUGACUCGGUCGUCUUUGACACUUUCAGAAGUUAUGACUUCACCCCACUAGACUCCUCAGCAGUGUAUGUUCUCAGCAGCAUGGCUCGUCAGCGCAGGACCUCCCUGUCUAGUGGGGGUGCUGUCAGUCCAGACUGUGAGAAACUUGAGCGCUCCAGCUCUCCACAAUCCUCAACUGGCAAAUCAAACAGGAGCCACACCUCAGGGACAGCCGGUGGUGCCACGCCUACAAAAUGCAAGCGGCCAAUGAAUGCCUUCAUGCUCUUUGCCAAGAAGUACAGAGUGGAGUACACACAGAUGUAUCCUGGGAAGGACAACAGAGCCAUUAGUGUCAUCCUGGGUGACAAGUGGAAGAAGAUGAAGAAUGAGGAGAGGAGGAUGUUCACCAUGGAGGCAAAGGCUCUGGCUGAAGAGCAGAAAAGACUCAAUCCAGACUGCUGGAAACGUAAAAGAACCAACUCAGGUUCCCAGCAGACCUAGAUAAUCCCCAAAAAACCCCAGCUGCUGGCGUUUUGACAUGGAGAGGUGCUGGACAGCUUGGUGCCUCUUUGCUCUCCUGUAUUCUUGAGACUCAACUGUGAUGCUGAAUUCACUUGCUUUUUGUAACCUUAAAACAUUAGAGACAAACCAGAAAUAUGAACUAUAAACAAAACAUGUAAUCUAGUCACUAACAGUGCAUAUAUUUUCUAGUAUUUUUCAUUUCAAAGAUGUCUUAUUCCCCUUUUAUAUAAAAAUGGACCUUAUCAUUUAUUCCAGGUUAUUUCAUAUUCAAGGUAGUGAAAGCCUGUGGUGCUAUGCUUAAGUAUAGAAGGGGCAGUGAACAACAAGUGUCUAUUUAUAAUUUAAAAGGGGUAAUUUUAGCUAACUUUUUCACCACUGUUCAAAUGGAUUAUAUUUGUAAGGUUCAAUAUAUUGCACAGAUUGGUAACCCUUUGAUACAUUUUGUAAUACAGUAGAUAUUCUGCAGCUGGACUAUUGCCAACAGAUUGUGAUGCUGCCCUGCCAAGUUUUUAGAUUUUUGCCCGACCACCCAGCCAUAUGAUGAGAGGGCUUUCAGCAUGUGGUGGUGGGUUCUGUCACAAAGCACUUCAGACCUUCGCUGUAAGUCUUUGUAUCUUUUGCACUUUAUAUACAUAUGUAAUCUAAACCUAUACAGCCAUUUUAUACUGUUGCAAGCCAUUUGUAUAAUACAGCUAGUAUCUUGACCGUUUGACACAUUCAUGGCUCACUAGCCGUGUUCUGCUUUCAGGUUGCUCUCAAAUUUGAAGUGCUUUGUUCAUAAUGUACAGGUUUCACACCCCCAACAACCUCUUGCACAAAAUAUCCUUGUAUCAUAUUAUAAAUACUUUUUUAAAACUUGCAUCUUA
This is a messenger RNA of Etheostoma cragini (Arkansas darter), 2454 nucleotides long. It is a transcript of the gene hbp1, whose product is annotated as HMG-box transcription factor 1. The coding region runs from base 206 to 1567 and encodes 453 amino acids. Gene Ontology annotation, molecular function: RNA binding; protein binding; RNA polymerase II cis-regulatory region sequence-specific DNA binding. Gene Ontology annotation, cellular component: nucleus. Gene Ontology annotation, biological process: regulation of transcription by RNA polymerase II. The record is from RefSeq and is a predicted model, not a curated record. NCBI's taxonomy places the organism in Eukaryota, Metazoa, Chordata, Actinopteri, Perciformes, Percidae. The transcript has 11 exons.